AUGGCAAUUAGUAAUGUGUGCAAUAAGUUUGAUACUUUGAGGAAACUUUUUCCCGAUGAAUUGGAUGGAUCUGGAGAAUAUGAUUUUAAAGUUGGAAUGUUCAAGAGCUACUGCCCUAAAGAACAAUGCAAUAACGAUAUUGAUAAGAUUAAUGCUGGCUGUUUAUGGUUAUUUUAUGAUUUCUUCGGUAAACCUGGGACUUCAGUUGAUAAUAAUACUUAUAAGGAUGAUCUUGUAUGUAUUAUGAUAUGGUUAAGUUAUAUAUUAAACUUAAAGCCACCUGAUAAAAUCGUUACAUUAAAAGAUUUUUAUUCUAGUCAUAUAGAAAAUAACACGGAGUACACUAAUCGUAAUGUUAAUGACAGAACAUAUGGUACCUAUAAGAACAUCAUAGAUGCAAUAAAGGAAUAUAUGGAUAUUGAUAUUAAUAACAUGUCUAAAUUUUAUGAAUUACUUAAAUUACUAUGUAAGAUGAAUACUGCAUAUAAGAAUGACAAUAUUAGCGAUUUUUCAGAUAACACUAAUAAAUUUGUUAAUAAAUAUAAAAACCUUUUUAAUGGUAUUAAUAAUGACAGCAAUUCAUACGAUAAAGUAUUACUUGUUUUAUCUAAAUAUUAUAAUAACUUUGAAAAUGGCAGAUCUAAUAAAACACAAAUGAAACGUCCUUCAUUACCAACAGAAAAAACACCCCCAAAGGUUAAACUAGAAGGUUCUAUUGCAACUAAAACAACUGAAUCUUCGAGUGAAAUACAUAAAUCAGAUAUCGAAGCAACCCCGAGUUAUGACACUACAUUAUCAGAUUCAUCACUAGUAAAUAAAUUAGUUUUAGUUUUAUCGCCAUUAGUUGCAAUACCAAUUUUUUUAGGGAUUUCUUAUAAGUAUUCGUUAUUUGGAUUUCGGAAACGAUCUCAAAAACAACAUUUAAGAAAAAAGCUAAAAAAAUAA
Plasmodium yoelii is the source of this 945-nucleotide messenger RNA. RefSeq names its product PIR protein. Bases 1 to 945 code for a protein of 314 amino acids. The transcript is spliced from 3 exons. The record is from RefSeq and is a predicted model, not a curated record. Lineage: Eukaryota; Apicomplexa; Aconoidasida; Haemosporida; Plasmodiidae.